Molecule: messenger RNA, 728 nt
Organism: Prorocentrum cordatum
Lineage: Eukaryota; Dinophyceae; Prorocentrales; Prorocentraceae
Source: the annotation of a GenBank genome assembly
GACUGCCGCUGGUGCCGAACGUCGGCUUGGGAAUCGCAGCGCUGGAUGCCCCUCCGCCACUGCCGCCCCCCUGCCAGGGUCCGCCGACCCCUGGGGCGGGAGAGGUUGGGCUGCUUCCGGGGCCCGCCAGCGGCGCUGCGCCCGCUGCAGGUCGCCCGCCGAGCGCGCGGGUGACUGCCGAGGAGCGGGGCGGCAUCGCGCGGCUGACGCUGUGGGGGGCGCCCCCGGCCAGUGGCGUGAUUUGCGGCCGCGCCCUGGCCCAGCGCGCGGGGAAGCCGCUGGUGCUGAUGCUGGUGCCCGAAGGAGAUCUGGGUCGCAGCGCGGUCCGAGGCCUGGACGCGGUGGGGCCUCGCGCAGGUCAGAAGGACGAUGGCGAGGACGACCUUCGCGCCCUUUCCGCGGCGUGGGGCCGCGUGAACGAGCGCCGCCGCUCCUGGGGCAGCGCGGUGGAGAACCUCUGCGACAAGAGUUUCACGGACUGGCCGCUGAUGGGGCCCAGGGCCGCGGCGUGGCUAUGUCGCCACAUCCGUCUCAACGGAGGGGGCCCGCCUGCCUUCUCCACGCGCGCGGUGCGGGGCAUGAGGAUGGCCGAGAAUGAUCGCGGCGCCUGCGCGCUCGAGGUGUCACUGAUCGCCUUGGAAUUGGCCGGCACGGACGCGGCCACCGCGUUCAUCGACCUCCCGCGCGACACCGCGCAGGCCGCAGCUGCGGCAGCUUUGCGCCAGCAG